This is a messenger RNA of Plasmodium vivax (malaria parasite P. vivax), 1111 nucleotides long. RefSeq lists its product as hypothetical. The record is from RefSeq and is a predicted model, not a curated record. NCBI's taxonomy places the organism in Eukaryota, Apicomplexa, Aconoidasida, Haemosporida, Plasmodiidae. The coding region runs from base 485 to 1111 and encodes 208 amino acids. Gene Ontology annotation, molecular function: ubiquinone binding. The transcript has 5 exons. Gene Ontology annotation, biological process: cellular respiration; ubiquinone biosynthetic process.
AUACUGCUCAUUAUAUACACCCUUUUUGUGCUCUUUUGUGGGUAGCCCAUUUUGCAUCGUAGCCAGGAGCACAGGGGAUCUUUUCUCCCCCGAGGAAGAAAAGUGCGCAGCGGUGAAGGACUCCCGGACGGAGGGGGAUCUCCCAACCUUCGCUCAGGCGUAGCAGCUGCAUAGUUGCCACGGAGGGGAUUGACAUCUUCCUCUCUCAGCAUUUCACUACGUGCCAUCUGCACAUUGCUGUGAAGAGGGGGAAACUCCAAGGCAGGCCUCCCACAUCGAAAAAAGGAUGACCAGACGGAGAGUCGCACUUGAGGAGCCCUUCCCCCGCGAGAUGGACGCGUAGCUCGUUCGUAGCAGCUGGGCGAACGCAAGUGGGUACACGGGGUGCCACCUGCAUGGUACUCACCACGUUUGUUGCCACACACACGUGGUAUAUACCGAAUGCCGCUUCCCCUUUUAGCGCUUCCACCGCCUAAGACGCAGGAUGAGGGGGACGCCGCUGGCCCACAUUGCCAAGAAGAACGCGCCCAGCCAGGCACUCGUCCAAAGUGUAACCACUGGCAGUCGCUGCAGCUACCGCGGCUACCACCGCUGCAGGAGCUACUCGCUGUUUAGGAAUCAGCUGUGGACCCCAAGUGAGGAUGUAACGUACCGGAAGAGCCUCGACGUCAUUUGCCAAAGCCAUGUGUUCUUCUACACCGUUUUGAAUGUGGACCGCUACAGCCACUUCCUCCCCUACGUUACGAAAAGCAAAAUAACGCACAAGGCGGAGCAGCACUUCAGGGCCGUCCUACAGAUAGAGAAUCUCCUUUUCAGGGAAUCAUACGAUUCUCUCAUUCGGUUUAAGGUGCCCACCACUGUAAAGGUCUCCAGCGCAGACACGAAUUUGUUUAGCCACUUGACCACCGAAUGGGUUAUCGAGGAAAAACCGGGCUGCAUCCACGUGGACUUUUACAUCAGCUUUCGGCUAAAGAACAGGGUUUACCAAAAUUUCAUGCGCAUGUACAUACGGGAGAUGGGGAAGAAGAUACUCCACGCCUUCAUUCGGGAGGCGCGCGCGAACAGCGCGAGAGACGUCGACUCGCUCUUCCGCCAUUUGCUUGAGCGGUGA